AUGAACUAGAUGGACAUUCAGAUGGUACUCCAUGCGAAAUAAAGGAGGCUACUACUUCGUCAUAUCUGCUUUCAGUCGAUGAUAUCGGUUUCUUCAUUUCCGUUUCUUAUGAACCUGUGAGAAAUGACUGGGCUCGUGGACCCAUGGUUGUUUCUGAAGUAGUUGGACCAAUUGUAGCCGGCCAUCCAAAUUGUCAGUCAUUGGAGUUUCUUGGAUCAAUGAUUGAAGGGCAACGUUUGAGCUUUGUUGCUUCAUAUACUGGAGGGAUAAAAGGAAAUUGCUCUCUUGAAUGGUUUAGGGUGAAACGUAAUGGUGUAAAGGAAAAAGUACUGAGUAACGAUGAGUUUUUGGAUUUAUCACUGGAGGAUGUCGGGGAAAGCAUUGAACUUAUUUACACUCCUGUUCGUGAAGAUGGAAUAGAAGGGAGUCCUAGGAGCAUCAGGUCUGAUAACAUUGCUCCAGCAAAUCCUAUGGGUCUUGAGCUUUUAGUUCCUGACUGCUGUGAGAAACAAGAGGUUGUACCUCGUAAAACUUAUUUUGGGGGCCAUGAAGGUCUCGGAGAGUAUAUUUGGUAUAGAACAAAGGACAAGUUGCAUGGAUCUGCGCUCACGGAAAUAUCAUAUGCCGGUGAAGAGGUUAUUGCUUGUUGUAGAACAUUAAACUAUACUCCAUCACUUGAUGAUGUGGGGGCAUAUCUAGUCUUGUACUGGAUUCCUACUCGCGUAGAUGGGAGAAGCGGGAAGCCAGUUGUUUCGAUAACUAACUCUCCUGUUGCCCCAGCUGAUCCAGAAGUAUUUAAUGUUGGUGUGAAGAAACUUUUUUCGGAUGCUUAUUCUGGAGAAGGAGAGUAUUUUGGCGGCCAUGAAGGUGCAAGUCUCUUCAGUUGGUACAGAGAUAUUGAUGGAACCAUUGAUCUUAUUGCUGGGGCUAACUCCAAAACCUAUGAGGUGACUGAGUCAGAUUACAACUGCAGCAUAUUGUUCGGGUACACACCAGUUCGUUCAGAUUCUGCUGUGGGAGAGCAAAAGAUGUCUGAGCCAACUGAUAUCAUCCUCCCAGAGGUUCCAAAAGUAGACAUGCUUGCUUUCACCGGAAAGGCUGUACAGGGUGAUGUUCUCACAGCCGUACAAGUGAUCCCAAAGACGGAAAUUCAACAACUUGUUUGGAGCAAGUACAAGGGAGCUAUUGAAUACCAAUGGUUCCACUCACUGGAAUCAGGGGAUAAGAUAUCGUAUGAAGCUCUCUCUUCAGAAACUUCGUGUUCAUACAAGGUGCGGUUCGAGGAUAUUGGCAGAUGUCUCAAAUGUGAAUGUAUAGUACAUGAUGUGUUUGGAAGGUCUAGUGAACCAGCAUAUGCCGAGACUGGUCCAAUAUCUCCAGGUUUCCCUAGGAUAGAGAAGCUUGAGAUUGAAGGAGGAGGUUUCCACACCAACUUAUAUGCUGUUCGAGGCAAUUAUUUUGGUGGUAAAGAGGGAAAGAGUAAAAUCCAAUGGCUUAGAUCAAUGGUUGGAAGCCCUGAUCUCAUCUCAAUUCCAGGUGAGACAGGAAGAAUGUAUGAAGCAAAUGUGGAUGAUGUUGGAUACAGACUGGUUGUUGUAUAUACACCCAUACGUGAAGAUGGUGUUGAAGGUCACCCAGUUUCUGCAUCAACAGAACCUAUUGCUGUUGAACCUGAUCUUUACAAGGAAGUGAAGCAGAAAUUGGAAACUGGGUUAGUGAAGUUUGAGGUGCUAUGUGACAAGGACCCUUAUCCCAAAAAGAUUGUGGGAGAGGGAAAUCUGGAGAGACGAAUGCUAGAAAUGAACAGAAAGAGAAUAAAGGUUGUGAAACCAGGUACAAAGACGUCUUUCGCAACUACUGAAGUUCGUGGAAGCUAUGUUCCUCCUUUCCACGUUGAAACAUUUCGUAAUGACCAGAGAAGGUUAAGGAUUGUUGUGGAUAGUGAGAAUGAAGUAGACAUGGUGGUGCAUUCACGUCAUCUCCGUGAUGUUAUAGCACUUGUCAUCCGCGGAUUUGCUCAGCGGUUCAACAGCACUUCACUCAAUUCGCUACUCAAGAUCGAAACAUAA
Microthlaspi erraticum is the source of this 2069-nucleotide messenger RNA. The record is from the annotation of a GenBank genome assembly. Lineage: Eukaryota; Viridiplantae; Streptophyta; Magnoliopsida; Brassicales; Brassicaceae.